AUGUCCUUUGCCAGGCGAUCGGUCGCUUCUGCGCGGCUGCUGCUGCGGAACCAGCCUCCCCGACGAUUCGGCUCUCACGCCGCCGGCCACGGCCAUGCGGAGCCUGUGAACGAGAGCUUCGGCCGCAGUUUCUACGUCACCAUUGGCUCCUUCGCCUCCUGCUAUGUCCUCUACCGUCUGAGCCAGGCCAACGAGAACUCUGGAUCUCAGUCGUGGAUCUCCAGCCUCAUCGACAAGUACACGCCCUCGGAGAAGGUGUUUGAGGAGCGCAAUGCCAUCCACACCGUCGCCAUGGAGAAGGCCGCCCACGACCGUCACCUGUUCCAGAGUCAAGGUCCCCGUGCUGCGUUCGAGCUGAAGCAGCCUGAGGUCAGCUUCCACGCCGUUGCGCCGUACAACGUCCCUGCCGGCUACGACGUGGAUCUGAGCCAUGUGGCCGCACACUACGAACAGGAGAACAAGGCCAAGGACGAGUCUCGCAUCGCCCGCAUGAAGGACGGCAAGUCUCUCUACGACUAG
Molecule: messenger RNA, 519 nt
Organism: Aspergillus terreus NIH2624
Lineage: Eukaryota; Fungi; Ascomycota; Eurotiomycetes; Eurotiales; Aspergillaceae
Product: putative NADH-ubiquinone oxidoreductase 178 kDa subunit
Exons: 3
Coding region: 1-519 (172 amino acids)
Cellular component (GO): mitochondrion
Source: RefSeq, a predicted model, not a curated record